Molecule: messenger RNA, 636 nt
Organism: Macrobrachium nipponense
Lineage: Eukaryota; Metazoa; Arthropoda; Malacostraca; Decapoda; Palaemonidae
Product: FMRFamide-related neuropeptides-like
Exons: 5
Coding region: 82-636 (184 amino acids)
Biological process (GO): neuropeptide signaling pathway
Source: RefSeq, a predicted model, not a curated record
CUCUUCCCUGCCUUCGAGUUGCUACAUCUAACCAGCCACUACCCUUUUGAACUCCUGGCAACAAAAGGAUUCCAGACCACAAUGAUCGUUACUUCCUGGAUCGUCCUCGGGCUGCUGAGCUGCCUAUGCCAAGCUCUCAAGCCUCCAGUGUCCGCAGGCCUAAGCGCAGAUAACAGCGAUGACGGAAGCCUGCCAUUGCCUGAGAAGAGAGGGAACGUUGAUCGCAGCUUCAUAAGGUUCGGACGCAGCGGCGCCGAAGACAAGAGGGGCGCUGACAAAAGUUUCCUCAGAUUCGGCCGAGCAGGAGGAGACUACGAAGACGAAGAGGGCGCAUCGUUGAUCGCUGACAAGAGGAACCGCAACUUCCUGCGUUUCGGACGCAAUCGCAACUUCCUGCGUUUCGGACGCAACCGCAACUUCUUGAGGUUCGGGCGCUCCGGUCCUGAGGACGUCAGUCUUGAAGAAGGACCCAUCGACGUCCCAAUUCCCGUCCCGGAGGAAUCAACGGAGGUCGACAACUUCCGCAGAUCUGCUCUGUCGAACAGGAACUUUUUGAGAUUCGGUCGUCAAUACAAGAAUUUCCUGCGUUUCGGACGCUCAGUUGACUCUUCUUCGAUCGACUGCGACGGCUGCUGA